AUGGACUGGCCGCAAGUUUCCUCUAGAUCAAGCUCACUUGCAGUUGGAGAGCAAAUCUGCGCCGUCUUCAUUCCUUUCUUUGCCAUUUUCGAUUUCCUCUUCUCCUCCGUCGGACAAUGUUUCGAUUGCCGCCGCCGCCAAUCGCCUCGGUCUUGUCAACACUCGGAUCUCGCUCGUCUUGCUCGUGAAUCUCGAUUUUCAGUGAAUGAAGUAGAAGCUUUGUAUGAGCUAUUCAAGAAGCUGAGCUGUUCAAUUAUCGAUGACGGCUUGAUCCACAAGGAAGAGCUGCGACUAGCGCUUUUCCAAGCUCCAUAUGGUGAGAACCUGUUUCUUGAUAGGGUUUUUGAUUUGUUCGAUGAGAAGAAGAAUGGGGUUAUUGAGUUUGAGGAAUUUAUACAUGCGUUGAGUGUGUUUCAUCCCUAUGCACCAAUCGAAGAGAAAAUCGACUUUGCAUUUAGGCUCUAUGAUCUAAGACAAACCGGAUUUAUUGAACCAGAAGAGGUGCAUGAAAUGGUGGCUGCUAUAUUGAAGGAAUCUGAUAUGAUGCUGUCCGAUGAACUUCUAACCAUGAUUAUUGACAAAACAUUUGCAGAUGCAGAUUCAGACAAAGACGGCAAAAUAAGCAAGGAGGAAUGGAAGGCGUAUGCGCUUAAGCAUCCCACCUUGUUGAAGAAUAUGACUCUUCCUUACCUUAAGGAUGUGACGACGGCAUUCCCAAGUUUUAUAUUCAACACUGAGGUUGAAGACUGA
Microthlaspi erraticum is the source of this 750-nucleotide messenger RNA. NCBI's taxonomy places the organism in Eukaryota, Viridiplantae, Streptophyta, Magnoliopsida, Brassicales, Brassicaceae. The record is from the annotation of a GenBank genome assembly.